AUCGCAUCUACCGCGACAUACCGUACCCACAGCCACUUCAACGCGCACAGUCAACGCGCAUAUAGUGGAACAGAGCACCCAGAGUAGCUUUCGCAUCCCAUAACCUACUCGAACUAUCCCGACAACUAUCAGCAAUGGCUUUCACUCCCAGAGGCGGUCGUGGCGGCGGCGGACGUGGUGGAUUUGGUGGUGACCGUGGUGGUCGCGGUGGCUUCACCCCCAGAGGUGGACGUGGUGGUUUCGGCGGUGGUCGCGGCGGUGGUGACCGUGGCGGCCGUGGUGGUGCCCCUCGUGGCCGCGGAGCCCCAAGAGGCCGUGGUGCGCCCCGAGGAGGUGCCCGUGGAGGAGCGCGUGGAGGAGCCAAGGUCAUUGUUGAGCCCCAUCGUCACGCCGGUGUCUUCGUCGCUCGCGGAAAGGAGGAUCUCCUCGUUACCAAGAACUUGACCCCCGGCGAGUCUGUCUACGGCGAGAAGCGCAUCAGCGUUGGUGCCAGCACCGCGCCCAAGGAUGGCGAGACCGAAGCCCCAUCCAGCACAGAGUACCGUGUCUGGAACCCCUUCCGCUCCAAGUUGGCCGCUGGUAUCUUGGGUGGUGUCGACAACAUCUACAUGGGCCCUGGCUCCAAGGUCCUGUACCUCGGUGCCGCUUCCGGAACAUCAGUUUCCCACGUUGCUGAUAUCGUUGGACCUGAGGGAACCGUCUUCGCUGUUGAGUUCUCGCACCGCUCCGGCCGUGAUCUGAUCAACAUGGCUACUCACCGCACCAACGUCAUUCCCAUCGUUGAGGAUGCCCGUCACCCUCUGAAGUACCGCAUGCUCGUCGGCAUGGUCGACUGCAUUUUCGCCGACGUUGCCCAGCCCGAUCAAGCCCGUAUCGUCGGUCUCAACGCCGGACUCUUCCUCAAGGUUGGAGGUGGUAUCGUCAUCUCCAUCAAGGCCAACUGUAUCGACUCCACCGCUGCCCCCGAGGCCGUCUUCGCACAGGAAGUCAACAAGCUACGAGAGAUGGGCAUCAAGCCCAAGGAGCAGCUCACCCUUGAGCCCUUCGAGCGUGACCACGCCAUGGUUGUUGGUGUUUACCAGCGUUCGCAAUAGACGGAAUGUUGAGCUACAAUAGGCUGACGGCGCUUUUCUGAUUUCAAACGAUUGCAUGCAUGUGGUCAUAUACCUGUACUUUGACGGAACUCGGUGUUCACUGGCGUCAGGAGGGAUUUGGUUGUCGUGUUUUGAUAAAAGAUCUAUGGAUGCGAUUUUUAUGUUCA
Molecule: messenger RNA, 1261 nt
Organism: Alternaria rosae
Lineage: Eukaryota; Fungi; Ascomycota; Dothideomycetes; Pleosporales; Pleosporaceae
Product: Fibrillarin-domain-containing protein
Exons: 5
Coding region: 135-1094 (319 amino acids)
Biological process (GO): box C/D sno(s)RNA 3'-end processing; rRNA methylation
Cellular component (GO): nucleolus; box C/D methylation guide snoRNP complex; small-subunit processome
Molecular function (GO): RNA binding; rRNA methyltransferase activity; histone H2AQ104 methyltransferase activity
Source: RefSeq, a predicted model, not a curated record